GUCGAGAUCCUGGAGUUCCUGUGGCCGCCUUUGGCCGAUGCCGACGGCCAGCGGGCAUGCGUCUGCUAUGUGCUUAUGCUUCGAACAGACGGCCUCCUUUUGUGCGUGCCCGGCUCCUUCUUCAGCCCAGGCGAGCUGGCUCCCGAGGGGGACGAUGGGGCGGUUCGCCCGGGCCCUUCAGUUGAACUCACUGCCCCGGCCGUUGCUCUAUCCGAGGAGGGGGAGUGGAUUCUCGCCCCCUCGGCCGACCCCCUUGCUGUUACUGUUGUGGACUUUCCCGCUUCAGCUGCCUCCCUGCUAUCACCAGUCGAGCUCGACUCCUUUCUUGGGACGUUUUUCAGCGAGGCGGAUCUUUACCCGCUGGCCGCCGAUGUGCUCCGACAGGCCCGUCAGUGGAUUUUGGCCGAGGGCGCGGGAGCUUCCACCGACUACCAGACCGGGGCCUCCGAUCCCGGACAACCCCAGACAGAGGCUUCGCUAACAGAAGUGGUCGCCCGCCUGAGCGAUCAACUGGCCAAGCUUCAGCAGGCCCCUCUUACCGUGCCUGCCCCUCGCGUGGACCCAAAGCCUCAGGGGGCCUGUGCACGAGAGACCGGGGCCUUCAACCGAGGACCGGCCGAUGUGGAUCAAGAUGCUCGGCUGGCGGCCGCCAUUACCGCAGGCGAGCUGCCCGACGUGCAAGUGCAGCCCGACCAAACCUCGGCAAUGAUGGCUCAGAGCCAGGCCUUGUUGACUUUGGUGGGCCAUCUCGCCCAAGGGGCAGACCCGGUGCUAGACUCGCAAGGCACAGCCACCUCAUCGUCCCGGGGCUCCCAGACCAGGCAGAGGCUGCAGGCCGAGCUCGCUUCACACUCAGGAGCCUUUGCCGAGAAGGUGAAAGAGAAGGCACUCCUCAGGAUGUCCCCCGCGGGGGUGGGCUCCACCGAGCCUUUCUCGCUAUGCCGCUACUACGAGCGGUAUGGCGGGUUCGACAAGCACAAGGACCUGGCUUCGUGGCAGGUGGCGAUCGCCUUCGAUCUGCUGGUGGCGGGGAACAGCAACGGAGGAUGUCCUGGCCCUCCUGGCGGUCUAUCUAGACCAACUGGUGCUAGACCAAGGGGCCUCUACAGUGGCGUGGCUUUUGCUCCGGGGACUGGUGUCCAGCCCUUUUCCCCGCUAGCCGACCAGAAGUGGGUCACCUCGGCCCUAGGGUACCUUCGCGAGAUGGACCUGAUCUCCAGAGGCCGCUCUCACGAAGAAGCAGCUAAGGGCAGCCCAGUGGGCAGCAAAGCGGGCCUCGGCCGGCACUCCUCCAGCGAAGUAGACUCUGAAGGGCUUGAUGCAUGCGACCUGUCUUUCGACGGCGAAUUCACUUUUACAUCGUGGGCGGCCUCGCUCACCCGCCUGGUCCUGAAGUCUGGGACCUGUUUUGCUCACUUUCUUUCAUCAAGUUUGCACCUCCUUCGGAGCGAUGUGCCUUCCGCUCCCACCGCCCUGUACCCUAUCCCCUCGCCGAGUGCUCUUCCGGUGGGGAGGCCUGUGCCCCUCGAUGUUCUGCGGAGAUCACCGAACUCCUUGCGCAUUUCGGUGUAUAGGCGUGGGACUCACCUUGCUGCUCGUUUUGGUGAGCUCACUGACUUUCUACUUGCUUGUGGUGUGGGACCAGACGCCUACGACGGUGCCACCCAAGAGGUUGUUUCCAGGGGGCCCCUGGUUCCUCAUGCUCCCGGCGGGCCCGACUGCUUGCGCCCCUACCGAUUGUUUGAGGCCGAUGGCAUUGUGCUACACGGGGAGGCGAACUGGGACAUUAGCCCCUACUUGCCCCCGGGCAUGCUUCUCGCCUACCGCGACCCGCUUGUGUUGGAGACUUUCCCAGGCACUGGCGGCCCAGCUCCCUCCUUUCAGCACGAGGACCCGGGCGAGGUACUGAAGUUGAUGAACGUCUGGGACUCGAAGGGUCUUUUGACUUUGAGACCAGGCGGCCUCCCUGACAUACGGUGCUCCCGCGUCUUUGGCUCCUUCAAGAGCCCUGGGAAAUUUCGCCAAAUUGGGGACCGACGGGGACCCAACAGCCCAGAGGCCCGCCUAGACGGUGUGUCCCACAUGCUGCCACAAGGUUUCCUGCUUACCAGGUUGCACGUGCCUCGCUUUACGCACCAGCUGCUGGGCAGCAGCACGGACAGGAAGGAUUUUUACUCUCAGUGCAAAGUCCCCCUGGAGCGGGCUUUUUCCAACGCGGUGAAGCCAGAGUUUUCCCUGGCCGACUUUGCCGGCACAAGAGCCCACCAGGACUACGUGAGUUGGGUUCUCUCCGAAGCCGGGAAGGAGCACUGCCGGCGCUACCUCCCCCCUAUGGACCUCUUUGGCACUUCCCUUCGGAGGCCCGCGUUGUUGAGUCCGACGGCGCCCGUGCACGUGCUUCAACUUGUUGUUUCAGGGCGACGCUGCGGGAGUGGAGCUGGCUACUGCAGCUCAUGCCGCUUUUCUCGAGGAGGCCCAGGUGCUCCCCUCCUGCGAAGGCGGCCGACUGUUGGCGAAACACCCUGGUCCGGAGUUGUGAUAGACGACCUGUUUUGCGUAAGCUGUGAGCCGGCCGACCUUCCCGACCCCCGAGCCUGUGACUCUGCACGUGUUGUUGACCUUGCCAAGGAGGCAUAUGCGAAGGCAGCCAUCAAGGGGAGUGACGAUAAGGACGUCUUCGGUGCCAGCGUCUUCUGCAUCGCAGGGCCCGAAUGCGAUUCGAGCCCGGCUGCUGUGAAGGAAGGGCUAGUUACCAUAGGCUCCCCCCUCCCUAAGAGGUUGGCCCUUUCCCUAGUGUCUCUCCUGACCGCCACCCGCCGCUGCGUGACUGAGGAGCUCGCCUCUAUGAUCACAGGGGGGUGGACUUCGGCCCUCAUGUUCCGCAGGUGUGCCAUGGCUGUCGCAGGCAGCAUCUUUGAGCAGAGAGUCGACCGGACCACCGGGGAUGAGGGGUCACCUCUUGUGAGCCUGGGCCCUUCCUCUCGACAAGAGCUUGUGCUGCUGGCUGUCUUGGCCCCGCUUUUGGCCUCCUGCGUUUCCGUGCCCUACGACCGAACGCUCUUCGCGUCGGACGCCUCACUGCGGAAGGGAGCCUACACGUACAUGCGGCCCGAAACAGAGGUCAUCAAGGCUAUUUGGCUCUCUUCGGACGCCCGGGCUUUUUACACAAAGCUCGAGGGCCCCUUUCGGGCUACUCUUGCAGCCCUUGGCGAGGAGCCUGUGGACUGUGAUGCUCCCGCGCCGCCUUCGUGCCUGGCAGCAGCCUCAGCCAAGACUCUAGAGAACUCUCUGGUUGAGAAGGGUUUUGAGACUAAAAAGGGCCUGCUCAAGGCCGCCCGCCCACUGGGUCAGAGGUUUGACUUCCUGCUCGUUGGUCCGGGCCCUGCGACUCUGGCACCUCGGCUUGACUGUCCCGAUGCCCUGGAGUGGGCUAUGCACCUCCUUGCUCAGAACCGCAUUGGGUUUGCGUGUCGCUGCAGCCUGUUUUGCCUUGUUUUGGUUGGCGUGGAGAGUUCAAGCACCCUGCCUUUUGGUGCUCCCUGGGACUUCCCUUGCCGCUUCUUCGCCCCGCCUCGGCUUCCUCUGCAGCUUGUUUGGUGGUGUUACCCAAGCGUGCCGAGCGGCCUGCCCUUCACAAAACUGCUGCUCGGGGUCUGUGCUUUUGGUUGCCACGGGCCUCAAAACAUCAGUAUCUGCAACUCUGAUAUUUCGAAUCGGGGACCUCUGGAGGCCUCCGGCCUGUCCCUCGCCUGUGUGCUGCCCCCCAGUGAGCCUCGACCUCCGGGUCACUGCCCGGUUUUCCUUGCAGCCCUCGUCGAGCUCUACACGGCAGCAGCUGCUUCAGCCCCGGAGCCUGUUCGUGCAAAGGUUGGCUUCGAGAGCCUUCUGGUCAAUGACCUGCUUUCCUCUGGGACCUGGCAGGUCGGUGCCUCCUGGACUUGGCCGCCUGUGCUCUCCAGUUGGGGUGUGGACUUUACCCCGCCUGGCUCGGCGCACCUUGCUAAGGACUUCGACGCUACGCUGGGCUACCCUGCUGAAGGCCCUGCUGAGCCUCGUGGGCAGCGCGACCUGGAGCGCCAGACAAGGCGCUCAGCUUCGGCCCUUCCCAGCGGCAGGCCGGUUCUGCCGACAACCCGCUCUAACCGAGCGCGCCUUUUGGGCUUGUUCGACGCCUGGCUCGCUGAGCGCGGCUCGAGCCUAAAGGCCCUGACUUCGAGGAGCCCUCUUGACCCAGCUGCCAUCGGGCAGGCUUUGACGAACUACGGCCGGGACCUCUACGACGCAGGCCGGCCCUACGGGGACUACAGCGAGACGGUUAACGCCGUUGGGGCCCUUUGCCCUAGCGUGAGGAGGCAACUUCAAGGCUCCUGGGACCUGGCUUUUUCGUGGAUGGCCGCUGAACCUUACACCCACCACGUGCCGAUGCCGGCGGCCCUUUUGCUGGCCUUGUUGACUUGCAGCCUUUUUUGGGGAUGGCUCCGAGAGGCGGCAAAACUGGAACAGAGUGACCUGGUCGCUCUAGUGUGCUUGGCCUUUGGUGACCUACCUGCUGGAGAGGCCCUCUGGCCGAGGACCAACCAGACCCUGCGAGCUAGGCUCGACAAGCUUCUGGCACGCCUGGGGGUCUACACUGCGAGGGGCCAGAGGAGCAUAGACCUCGGGUCGUUUAGACCAGGAGGUGCUACGCACCUCUUGCAGGUGACAGAGGACAGUGAGCUGGUGAGAAGGAGAGGAAGGUGGGCCUCUCCAAAGGUCAUGGAGAUCUACCUGCAAGAGGUGUCCGCCAUCCAGUUCCUCCCUCGACAACCACCAGCUGUUCGAGCGGCCAUCCUCGACUAUGCCAAGGCCUUCCCGCAGGUUUUUGCCAAAGCACAGCAAUGGACGAGACAGAAGGUGCCGCCGUGUACUUGGUACACGCUCUUCUCCUCCGGCAGCUAG
Molecule: messenger RNA, 4938 nt
Organism: Symbiodinium necroappetens
Lineage: Eukaryota; Dinophyceae; Suessiales; Symbiodiniaceae
Source: the annotation of a GenBank genome assembly